AUGGCGGCGUCGGAUGGGAGUGAGUAUUUCGCGGUGGAUGUGGAGGCGCAGGUGGAUAAUUUCCCGAGGCAGUCAAACGCGGAGUCGGUUGCGCAGGAUGAGGAGGAGCUGAUGUGGGCGGCGUUGGAGCGAUUGCCGUCUCGGAAGCGGCAGAACUUCGCGCUGUUGAAGCGCGCGCCUUCUCGGAUAACCGCCGACGACGAUGCUGCCGGCGGCGGCGCCAGGGAGAAGACUGAGGCCAUUGAUGUACGGAAGCUCAAUCGCGUCACUCGCGAACUAGUCGUCAAGCAAGCCUUGGCGACUUCCGAACAGGAUAAUUACAAGCUCCUCGCCGCCAUUAAAGAGCGCCUCGACCGAGUGGGGUUGGACGUACCAAAAGUUGAAGUUCGAUACCAGAAUGUGACGAUAAAAGCAGAUGUAAAAAUUGGUUCAAGAGCUUUGCCAACCUUAAUCAAUUCUGUUCGUAACACAUUCUCGACUAUAUUUACUGGAUUGAGAGUCUACCGACCAAAGAGACACAAUCUAACCAUCUUGAACAACAUAAGUGGUUCUAUCAAACCAGGAAGGAUGACUCUGCUUCUGGGUCCUCCAGGUUCUGGGAAGACAACAUUACUUCGGGUUCUAACUGGCAAACUUGAGAGUGGCUUAAAGAAAAGUGGGACUAUUACAUACAAUGGCCAGGGGCUUGAUAGCUUUUGUGUGCAAAGAACCUCUGCUUACAUAAGUCAGACAGAUAAUCACAUUGCUGAACUAACUGUACGAGAAACUCUAGACUUUGCUGCUAGAUGCCAGGGUGCAGACCAGGGUUUAGGAGGAUAUAUGAAAGAUCUAACACAUCUAGAGAAGGAAAGAAAUAUACACCCAAGUUCUCAGAUUGAUGCAUUUAUGAAGGCAUCAUCUGUUGGCAGUAGAAAACAUAAUGUGACUACAGAAUAUAUCUUGAAAGUCCUUGGUCUCGAUAUAUGUUCAGACACAAUGGUUGGUAACGACAUGCUUAGGGGUGUUUCAGGUGGACAAAGAAAGAGAGUUACAACAGGAGAAAUGAUUGUUGGGCCUAGGAAGACUCUGUUUAUGGAUGAAAUAUCUACUGGACUUGAUAGCUCCACUACAUACCAAAUUGUGAAGUGCAUAAGGAAUUUUGUUCAUCUAAUGGAGGGAACAGUCUUAAUGGCUCUUCUUCAGCCAGCCCCAGAGACUUUUGAUCUGUUUGAUGAUCUGAUUUUGCUUUCAGAAGGAUAUGUAGUGUAUCACGGUCCACGAGUUAAUGUUGUUGAGUUCUUUGAGUCAUUAGGUUUUAAACUACCACCUCGUAAGGGAGUUGCAGAUUUUCUUCAGGAGGUGACUUCAAGGAAGGAUCAGGCGCAAUACUGGGGUGAUCAUUCAAAGCCCUAUGCGUUUAUUCCAGUUUCAGAAAUGGCUGAAGCAUUUAGAACUUCCAGAUAUGGUCAGGCCUUGGAGUCCUCUCUUUCUGUUCCUUAUGAAAGAACCAACACCAAUCCUUCAGCUCUAUGCACUAAAAAGUAUGCAGUGUCCAACUUAGAGCUCUUUAAAGCAUGCUUUACCAGAGAACUGCUUCUAAUUAAAAGGCACAGUUUUCUUUAUAUUUUUAGAACUUGUCAGGUUGCAUUUGUUGGAUUUGUGACAUGUACAAUGUUUCUAAGAACCCGGUUACAUCCUACUGAUCUGGUUCAGGCGAACUUGUACCUUUCUUGUCUGUUUUACGGCCUGGUGCAUAUGAUGUUUAAUGGAUUUUCAGAGCUGCCUAUUACAAUUUUCCGACUACCAGUGUUCUACAAGCAAAGAGAUAACCUCUUUUAUCCUGCGUGGGCAUGGUCCAUCUCUAGCUGGGUUACACGUAUACCUUACUCAAUAAUUGAAGCAAUUAUAUGGUCUUGUGUUGUCUACUAUUCUGUAGGAUUUGCACCUGGUGCUGGAAGGUUUUUCCGUUAUAUGUUGGUCCUCUUUUCCAUACAUCAAAUGGCACUGGGUCUCUUUCGCUCGAUGGCAGCUAUUUCGCGAGAUAUAGUCAUUUCUAAUACAUUUGGGUCAGCUGCGCUGCUAGUUAUAUUAUUAAUGGGAGGGUUUAUAAUGCCGAAAGAAAUGAUAAAGCCAUGGUGGAUCUGGGCCUUUUGGGUAUCACCAUUGUCCUAUGGGCAACGGGCCAUAUCUGUCAACGAAUUCACUGCAACAAGAUGGAAUGAGAGGAAAACUUCUGGAAAUGUUACUCUUGGAAUCAGCCUUCUGCAUUCACACAGCUUACCCAUCAGUGGCAAUUGGUAUUGGCUGGGAGUUGGUGUUCUAUUGCUCUAUGCUUUGUUUUUCAACAUUAUAGUCAUUCUGGCAUUGACAUUCCUCAAUCCAAUCAGAAAAUCUCAGGCAUUUAUAAAAGAAAGCUCGGCUAAUGAUGGAAAUCACAACAAUUCAAAUUCAGUCUCCAGCAGGGAUGCAAGUAGAAGGAAAGGGAUGAUCCUCCCAUUUCAACCAUUAACAAUGACUUUCUAUAACGUCAACUACUUUGUUGACAUGCCAAAGGAAAUGGCUUCGCAAGGUGUAACAGAAAAGAAAUUGCAAUUACUGUCCAAUGUUAGUGGAGUUUUCUCACCAGGUGUUCUUACAGCAUUAGUCGGAGCAAGUGGAGCAGGAAAAACCACUUUGAUGGAUGUUUUAGCUGGUAGGAAAACUGGUGGCUGUAUAGAAGGUGACAUUAGGAUAUCGGGUCACCCUAAAGAACAACGCACUUUUGCAAGAGUUUCAGGAUAUGUCGAACAAAAUGAUAUACAUUCUCCUCAAGUUACAGUUUUUGAAUCUCUCUGGUUUUCUUCUUAUCUAAGGCUUCCCAAGGAAGUGACCCGAAAACAAACAAAGGAGUUUGUUGAAGAAGUAAUGGAAUUAGUGGAGCUUGACACUCUGAGGAAUGCUUUAGUAGGUUUGCCAGGUAGUAGCGGCUUGUCCACAGAACAAAGAAAACGUUUAACAAUUGCAGUGGAACUUGUGGCAAAUCCUUCCAUAAUUUUUAUGGAUGAACCUACGUCUGGGCUUGAUGCUCGUGCAGCAGCCAUUGUCAUGAGAACUGUUCGUAAUACUGUUGACACUGGAAGAACUGUUGUAUGCACUAUUCAUCAGCCUAGUAUUGAAAUUUUUGAAGCAUUUGAUGAGCUGCUACUUAUGAAACGAGGUGGACAAGUGAUAUAUGGGGGAAAGCUUGGACCGCAGUCACAAACUAUGAUAAACUACUUUCAGAGUAUGCCUGGCACUUCCCCAAUUUCUCCUGGUUACAACCCUGCAACAUGGAUGCUUGAGAUCACUACAGCUGCUGCUGAAGAAAGAAUAGGUCAUGACUUUGCAGAAUUAUAUAGAAAUUCUGAACAGUACAGGGAAGUAGAAGCUUCAAUUAAACGUCUCAGUGUUCCACCAGAGAACUCAGAGCCUUUGAAGUUUAAGUCAGACUAUUCUCAAGAUAUAUUUUCUCAAUUUAGAAUCUGUCUCUGGAAGAAAAAUAUUAUAUACUGGAGAAGUCCAUCCUACAAUGCAGUGAGGAUAUGUUUUACUAUAAUAACUGCACUCAUUGUUGGCUCUGUAUUCUGGAAUAUUGGUUCAAGAAGGGACUCAACUAAGGACUUAAUGGUGAUAAUGGGAGCUCUGUAUUCAACUGCCUUGUUUCUUGGGGUCAACAGUGCCUCGUCUGUACAACCAAUGGUUUCCAUAGAGAGAACAGUUUUCUACAGAGAAAAAGCAGCUGGAAUGUAUUCAUCUUUCCCAUAUGCAGCAGCUCAGGGCCUUAUUGAGAUCCCGUAUAUUAUGCUGCAGACAGUAAUAUAUGGUACCAUUACAUAUUUCACAAUCAAUUUUGAAAGGACCGCAGGGAAAUUUUUCCUCUAUCUUUUGUUCAUGUUCCUUACUUUCACCAACUUCACAUUUUAUGGAAUGAUGGCAGUUGGCCUCACAUCAAACCAGCAGACAGCUGCAGUCCUUUCCUCUGCAUUCUACUCAUUGUGGAAUCUCCUGUCUGGCUUUCUUGUUCCCAAACCUAGCAUUCCAAGGUGGUGGAUAUGGUUCUACUAUAUCUGCCCAUAUGCAUGGACUCUACGGGGAAUCAUUUCGUCUCAACUUGGAGACGUAGAAACGAUAACAGUAGGACCGGGGUUUAAAGGGCCGGUGAAAGAGUUUUUACGAGUUACCCUUGGCUUUGGACCGGGGAUGAUCGGGUGGACAGCUCUAGUGCUUGUUGGAUUCAGCGUUCUCUUCUUCUCUGUAUUUGCUGCAUCAGUCAAGUUCCUUAAUUUCCAAAGGAGAUGAUGAAGGUUAGUAGAUAGUAGAUAGGGUUUUCUUCUCUAUGGCAAUAUGGCUGCUCCUUUCAACACUAAAAACCAGGAGAUUAGGAAAGACUUAUACUAAGUGAAUAGAAA
Ipomoea triloba (trilobed morning glory) is the source of this 4406-nucleotide messenger RNA. RefSeq names its product ABC transporter G family member 31. The coding region runs from base 1 to 4296 and encodes 1431 amino acids. The transcript is spliced from 24 exons. Gene Ontology annotation, molecular function: ABC-type transporter activity; ATP hydrolysis activity; ATP binding. Gene Ontology annotation, cellular component: membrane. The record is from RefSeq and is a predicted model, not a curated record. NCBI's taxonomy places the organism in Eukaryota, Viridiplantae, Streptophyta, Magnoliopsida, Solanales, Convolvulaceae.